Messenger RNA from Morchella importuna, 288 nucleotides. RefSeq lists its product as uncharacterized. The transcript has 4 exons. Lineage: Eukaryota; Fungi; Ascomycota; Pezizomycetes; Pezizales; Morchellaceae. The coding region runs from base 1 to 288 and encodes 95 amino acids. The record is from RefSeq and is a predicted model, not a curated record.
AUGGACGAGAUGAAGCUUUGGGUGAAGGUUUGCUGUGUUGCUGCUACUGGAGUUCAGCAGCGAACGACGGAUAAAGAAGCAACGCUUGAGUCUUUCAGCUCAAUUCGUAAACAUACAAGGCUACGUAAACAUCAUUAUGGCAGAAACUCACAUAUAUAUCGUCCGGGUAAUGCUGACAUCUUGAUAUUACCCACAAACUUCUCCGAAUACCUAAGCUAUUCUCUUUGGAAAUUUAUUCAUACUAGUGUUAUUAGAUUCGCUAAUGAUGGGGCUAGAUUAAUAGCCUAG